This is a messenger RNA of Microdochium trichocladiopsis, 807 nucleotides long. RefSeq lists its product as uncharacterized. The transcript has 6 exons. Lineage: Eukaryota; Fungi; Ascomycota; Sordariomycetes; Xylariales; Microdochiaceae. The annotation marks the transcript as partial. The record is from RefSeq and is a predicted model, not a curated record.
GCGCUGUGGUGCGCCACGGCGGUGGCCAUCGUGUUCAGCAUUUUCCGGUUCUACGUCCGGGUGUUCAUGCUGAGGGCAUAUAGCUACGAUGACCACGUCUAUAGCAUAGCACUGCUUCCACUCAUCAUCUCCACCGCGAUGCUCACAUUCAGCACCUCAUACAACUGGGGCACCGCCUACGACGACUCACCACCCCCGUUCCCCGGCAUGGCCUCCCCGCAGCUCGUUUCCACGAUAGCCCAGGGGGUCCUCGCGCUCGGCUCGGCGCUCGCCAAGGUUUCCGUGGGCAUGUUCCAGCUGCGCUUCGUGACUGCGCGCUGGCAGCGCGCGAGCAUAUACCUGUGGAUGCUGGCCGUGCUGAGCCUCGCGGUGGCGGUCAAUGUCGCGACGUACACGAGCUGCACCCCCGCGGCGUACUUUUGGGACACGACCAUCACUGACGGGACCUGCGCCUUUGAUUUCCUGAGGCUGUUUUUUGGUCUAAUAGUGACCUGGAUCAUCGUCGAUUUCUACUACGCCAUCCUGCCGUGGGUGUACGUGCGACGUCUCAACAUGCCGCACAAGGAAAAGGUCAUUGUGCUGUCGAGCAUGAGUCUGGGAAUCCUGGCGAGUGGCGUAGGCAUCGCAAGAGCUGUCGUCCUCAUGCGUCUAAAACCUAGCGACGACACGAACACCGACAUCCACCCGUUCGUCCUCGACACGAGCGAGUACGCCAUCACCAUGAUCUGCGUGUGCAUCCCCGUGUGCAACCCGCUCUGGAUCAGCUGGGCCCGGAAGCUCUUCUCGUCGUGCUCGCGGAGGAACCGG